GAGAGAGAAGGGACUUUGGCUGCCUCUUUGAGACCGAGCGAUCCGGAGAGAGAGAAGGGGGCAAAAGAGAGGAGGGGAGCGAAAAGAAAAGAAAGGAGCGAGAAGAAAAGAAGUUUUCUCAAUCGCGCCUCUCCAAGCCGUCUUUGUUAUGAGUCUCCUCGCAGCCUCGCCCGAGAGAGGAGGAAGAUCCCGGUCCUGAUCCGAGCGCGGGCGGUGCUCGUCGGGGGGGCGCGCUCCCCUCCCUUCCCCCGCCCGGAGACGUCGAGUCCGGCUCGGGACGCCCGCUCGCCUCUUCUGUCCCCCCGCGGCCGGCCGGCCGCCUCGCCUCGCCUCUCCUCCCGGCGGCGCGCCCGGGGGAGCACCUCGCCGGUCCCGAAGAGCCUCCGGAGAGCUGCCCUUCCGCCCCCCUCCCGCGCGAGAGCCCCCCGAGCCGGCCGCGUGAAUGUACAACAUGAUGGAGAGCGAGCUGAAGCCUCCCGCCCCGCAGGCGACGCCGGGGGGAGGCCCGGGGGGGAACGGCGCCUCGGGGGCGGCCAACCCGAAGAACAGCCCGGACCGGGUCAAGCGGCCGAUGAACGCCUUCAUGGUGUGGUCGCGGGGCCAGCGGCGCAAGAUGGCCCAGGAGAACCCCAAGAUGCACAACUCGGAGAUCUCCAAGCGCCUGGGCGCCGAGUGGAAGCUGCUCUCCGAGGCCGAGAAGCGGCCCUUCAUCGACGAGGCCAAGCGGCUCCGCGCCCUGCACAUGAAGGAGCACCCGGAUUACAAAUACCGGCCGCGGCGGAAAACCAAGACGCUGAUGAAGAAGGAUAAGUACACCCUGCCGGGGGGCCUGCUGGCGCCGGGCUCCAACUCCAUGGCCGGCGGCGUGGGCGUCGGGGCGGCGCUGGGCGCGGCCGGGGUCAACCAGCGCAUGGACAGCUACGCGCACAUGAACGGCUGGGCCAACGGCGGCUACGGCAUGAUGCAGGAGCAGCUGGCCUACCCGCAGCACCCGGGCCUCAACGCCCACAACGCCGCCGCCGCGGCCGCCGCCGCCGCCGCCCAGAUGCAGCCCAUGCACCGCUACGACGUGGGCGCCCUCCAGUACAACUCCAUGCCGGCCUCGCAGACGUACAUGAACGGCUCGCCCACCUACAGCGGCAUGGCCUACUCGCAGCAGGGCGCCGGCCCGGCCAUGGCCCUCGGCUCCAUGGGCGGCUCGGCCGUCAAGACCGAGGCCAGCGCCAGCCCGCCCGUCGUCACCUCCUCGUCCCACUCGCGGGCCCCCUGCCAGGGCGGGGACCUGCGGGACAUGAUCAGCAUGUACCUCCCCGCGGCCGAGGUGGCCGAGCCCGCCGCCCCCAGCAGACUCCACAUGGCCCAGCACUACCAGAACGCGCCAGUCCCCGGCACGGCUAUAAACGGCACGCUGGGAAAGGGAAGAAAGGACGCCGAUUUGGUUUGUGGGUUGCGGGUCGAGCUUCUCCCACGUCGAGGGCGCAGGCCGAGGGUUCCGAACAACCUCGAUCCGGCGCCUGUCCGCUUGGAUCCCGAGGGAUCCCUCCCUCCCCCAUCGAGCGCGCGCGGGAUCGCGGCCCCGGUGGCCAGUCUCUUCUGA
Molecule: messenger RNA, 1597 nt
Organism: Gekko japonicus
Lineage: Eukaryota; Metazoa; Chordata; Lepidosauria; Squamata; Gekkonidae
Gene: SOX2
Product: SRY-box 2
Exons: 2
Coding region: 443-1597 (384 amino acids)
Biological process (GO): cell differentiation; anatomical structure morphogenesis; regulation of DNA-templated transcription
Molecular function (GO): RNA polymerase II cis-regulatory region sequence-specific DNA binding; DNA-binding transcription factor activity, RNA polymerase II-specific
Source: RefSeq, a predicted model, not a curated record